Trypanosoma cruzi is the source of this 1536-nucleotide messenger RNA. RefSeq lists its product as uncharacterized. NCBI's taxonomy places the organism in Eukaryota, Euglenozoa, Kinetoplastea, Trypanosomatida, Trypanosomatidae. The record is from RefSeq and is a predicted model, not a curated record. Bases 1 to 1536 code for a protein of 511 amino acids. The transcript has a single exon.
AUGACAGAUUGUCAGAAUGAAGCCGCGUAUUACCCCACCGUGGACCCAGCACAGAUGGGACCCAAUUCUGACCUUAUUGCUGCGAUUCCGUAUCUUUGCGAAUUCCGGUUGUCGACGCCCCAUGUCAUCUACAAGCCGCCCACCGUUCUUGAUUUUCGAGCCGCAGGCGCCAUUCCUCUCGAGCACAUGUCGGAAUCGCAUAACAAACUCCCAACCAUCACACUCUCUGCUGAGAUCGCUCCAUACCGAAGCAAUUUUCGGGAGUUUUUGGCCACAGCCACUUCUAGAUUUCUUUGCCCACCAGAACGUGAGGGAGCUGAGGCGAUUUCGGAGGAGCUGCAGUUUGGCGGCCACGACACGAGUGACCAGGAAUACUGGAGUGAGGAGUAUUGGAAAUUGCUGCAGACAGAGGAGUUGGACUCUGCAGGGAGCAUGGCGACCGAUUCAGGCUUCCAAAGCCUCGGGGGAGCUAACCCUCGCUCAACGAAGUUGGCCUCCACAACUUCGCCAAGCCGGCGUCGUCGUGGGAUAGCAAGAAGGAAGUGUGAUUUCUCAAAUGCAAGCCAUCGUCGGGGUGAACGUGAAAAUUUGCAUGGCAUUUGCCCUUCUCAGCGGUCAGCAUGCGAGGAUGUUUGUCCAGUCCCUUCGCGGGUGCGGCGCCAUCCCCCCUCUGGGCCAUCGUCUCGAGCCGGGGCGGGGACGUCCAGAGAUUGUGAAGGGAGUUUGGGUCCGUACGACGACAGUAGUCUCAUUCAACCCCCAAAGAAAGCGGGGGUAACGACCAACGUAGGGCCCAAAACAAAACGCCCACGAAAAGCCGCAGGGCGUGUCCUGAAUUCUUUGAGCGCAAAGGGCCGUCAUGGCAAAGGCAGGAAUAGCGUGGGGACAGAAGAUGCAUUUGCGGUGCAUCCGCCCGGAAUAAAUGACGACUCGCUCCUUCUCAACGCCAGUGGGACAGGCGAUCUGGACAUGAGCAUUUCAUCAUUGAGAGAGGGCACAGGAAGUGGAGGGUUAAACAUCAGGACCACGACGACAGGGUCAUUCUCUGACGCUCACAAGGCGCGAGUUUCUUUUUCUGGAAGUGAGGUCCCAAUAAGUUUUCCUCCGGUGAAAUUUGCGCCGAUAGUUCAAAAGGUUUUCACUGCACCGAACAUAUCUCCUGUGGCACAUGGGGCUCGGGAUGCACAGACCGACACACUAGUGUCUGCUCCUUCAAGCAGCAAUAUCCACCACAGGGACGACAACGGUGGCAGCGGCGGCGGCGGUGUUAGCAAUUCCAACAAAAACGCAAAAAAGAAAAUAUCUACCACUUCGGUAAAUGAAACUACGGUGAGUCGACACAACAGCGGAGCUUUUUUUCCCGUAGAAGCUCCCCAUGUAGAGAGAUCACAAGUAUUAUCCUUUUCACAGCGGAAGGACGUUGCACCUGCCGGACCUUCGGUUGGAGGUGAUGCCAGUGCAGAGGGACCCGUGCACCCCAAUCCUCUCUUGGGAGUCGGGAAACAGACGUCAUUAAAGUGCUGCACGUUGAUGUAA